Sinocyclocheilus anshuiensis is the source of this 1641-nucleotide messenger RNA. RefSeq lists its product as uncharacterized. The record is from RefSeq and is a predicted model, not a curated record. Bases 3 to 1562 code for a protein of 519 amino acids. The transcript is spliced from 9 exons. NCBI's taxonomy places the organism in Eukaryota, Metazoa, Chordata, Actinopteri, Cypriniformes, Cyprinidae.
UGAUGGAGGGAGAUUCAGUCACUCUACACACUGAUGUUAAAACAAACCAACAACACAGAGUAACAUGGUAUUUUAAUGACACUCGCAUUGCUCAAAUCACUGGAAAUCAGAGUAAGAUCUGUAGAGAUGAUCAGUGUAAAGAGAGAUUCAGAGACCGACUGAAGCUGGAUCAUCAGACUGGAUCUCUGACCAUCAUGAACAUCAGAACUACAGAUGCUGGAGUUUAUCAACUACAAACCAUCAGCAGAAGAAUGAUUCAAAAGAUGUUCAGUGUUGCUGUUCAUGGUGUGUCUGGUGCAAAGACUGAUAAAAUGAAGACAAAAUCAGUGAAGGAGGGAAACUCUGUCACUUUAGACACUCAUGUAAUAAAAAACCCAAAUGAUGUGAUAAAGUGGCAGUUUAAUGACAAUACCAUCGCUGAAAUCACUGGAGAUCAGAGUAAGAUCUGUACAGAUGAUCAGUGUAAAGAGAGAAUCAGAGACAGACUGAAGCUGGACAAUCGGACUGGAUCUCUGACCAUCACAAACACCAGAACCACAGAUGCUGGAGUUUAUGAACUACAGAACAACAGCCACAUCCACCCUCACCACAGCAUCAUCAGUAUUAGAAGAUUCAGCAUUACUGUCACUGGUGCAUCUGGUGUUGAGACAGAUGGAGUCUCAGUGUCAGUGAUGGAGGGCGAUUUAGUCACUCUACACACUGAUGUUGAAAUGAACCAACAAGACCCAAUGAAAUGGUAUUUUAAUGACAUUCGUAUAGCUCAAAUAAUUGCAAAUCAGAAUAGGACCUGUACAGACGUUCAGUGUAAUGAAGGCACUGAGAGAUUCAGAGACAGACUGAAGCUGGAUCAUCAUACGGGGGAUCUCACUAUCACAAACAUCACAACCACAGACUCUGGAGAUUAUAAACUACAGACCAUCAGGAGAAAAAUCAUUCAAAAGAUCUUCCAUGUUGUUGUUCAUGGUGCAUCUGGUCUUGAUACAGACAGAGUGUUUUUGAUGGAGGGAGAAUCAGUCACUCUACACACUGGUGUUAAAACAAACCAACAAGAGAGAAUCAGAUGGUAUUUCAAUGACACUCGCAUCGCUCAAAUCACUGGAGAUCCCAGUAAGACCUGCACAGAUGUUCAGUGUAAUGAAGGCACUGAGAGAUUCAGAGACAGACUGAAGCUGGAUCAUCAGACUGGAUCUCUGACCAUCAUGAACAUCAGCACCACAGACUCUGGACUUUAUAAACUACUGAUGAGCAGCAGCAACAACGACAGAGAAAAUAGCUUUAGUGUUAUUGUACAUGAUGUUCCUGCUGCUGAACGAGAUAAAAUGAAGAGAAAGUCAGUGAAGGAGGGAGAAUCUGCUGUUCCAGAUUCAGGUCUGUCUUCAGCUGCUGUAGCAGGAAUAUGUGCUGCUGUUCUGCUGCUGGUGACUGUUGUAGCUGCUGCUGGUGGGAUUUACUAUCGCCGCAGGAGCUCCAGAAAUGCAAUAAGGAAGAAUAAAAACAAUGAAGGACUAUUGUGCAAAGAUGAGAAGGAGAAAGACUAUCCCAAAAGUGUCAUUAUAAAAUGAGAAAAAAUGUGCUGCUGAAGCAAUCUUCACUGUAAAACUUAUAUACUUAUAUAUAUACAAUACUUUAAGAUUUGUUUUA